Silurus meridionalis is the source of this 1674-nucleotide messenger RNA. RefSeq lists its product as uncharacterized. The record is from RefSeq and is a predicted model, not a curated record. The transcript is spliced from 2 exons. NCBI's taxonomy places the organism in Eukaryota, Metazoa, Chordata, Actinopteri, Siluriformes, Siluridae. Gene Ontology annotation, cellular component: connexin complex. Bases 225 to 956 code for a protein of 243 amino acids. Gene Ontology annotation, biological process: cell communication.
AACAAACAAAAAAACUGUUCUUAUUUUUUGUACAACCUCAUAGCAAGUGUGACCUAAUUUAAAUGAGGUAAACAAUGCGAGUAACAAAAAUGUUGAUGACGUUAGCAGUUCAACACAUUAUACAUUGAGCAGCUGAAUAUAGUGUCAGUCAGCAUCACUGAUACAAAAGACUGUCACCUUGUUCUUGCCAGAUAUUUUCUCUCGCAAGGAGAUCUUGAAGAGCAAUGGCAGCAAUUGUUACUGGCCUGAUUCCAAUUCUCCGCACUGCGGUGGAUGCCACCACCACCUACAAAGGGCGCACAGUGUGGUUCGGUUUCCUCUGUAUUCGACUUGUGACACUUUUUGUGGCUGAAAUGCCUUGGUUCAAACUUAACUCAGACUUCAGCUGCAAUGUCACCAAGGACGGUGUGUGCACUAGAUCCUGCUUCAACCAGCAUUUUGACAAACCAGUGGUAAUGGCUUGGAACUAUAUUUUCAUCCUACUCAUUUUGUCUGUCCUACUCAUGGAGCUCUUCACUUCCCAACUAGAUUCAGUUUUUGAGAAGAGCCCCAUAGUGAAACCAACAGUAGAUCCGAUAGACGAGCUAAAAAUUUCAACUGAUCCUGUCACUAACACAACUGAGAUCAUGUUUAUAGACAUGCAUAAAAGCAGGAACAUUGUUCUUUUCUACCUGUUCAGCAUUAUGCUGCGGAUUUUAGUGGAGUUUUGGUUUGUUUAUAUUCUGCUUUAUUGGAAUUUGCCUAAACUACAACAAGGUCCGUUCGUAUGUAAGAGUUAUACCACUGGUUGUCCGGAUCAGGAGUGUUUGGUGAGUGGUAGUGCUGAGAAAAGCAUGUCAGUUUAUGCUCUUGUCUCCAUUUCUGUGCUCGUGAUCAUCAGCAAUUGUGUCUUCUGUGUCCACUUAAUUGGCCACUAUCUCUGUAACUGUAUUACCAAAGAAUCCUAUGGUGUGUAACUUUAUUGUUUGCAAAUGUGUUUUGGUAUCCUCUUAAAAAAAGUGUGGUCUUAUAUUCAUACCUUUCUUUGUUCUGUUAAACAUUUUUACAUUAGCUUUUAGUGUGAAAUUGUUUGAAUAUCACAGAAUUUGGUUUAAUGGGUUUGCUGUGUUUUAUUUAAUUGUUAAAUGUUUGGCAAUAAAUUAAAUGUGUGUCAUGAUAUGAUCAGUUUUUUUUUUUCUGUUGAGCAUGGUACUUUCUGUUCUUUCCACUACUUUCUUCUCAUUUCUUUUGGGUUAAAAUGUUUCAACAUUGUGCCUUAAGAAUCAUGUAAGUGCACAAGACGAAGUAACUGUUAUUACUGAUUUUUAUUGCUUGAUUUCUUUUUUCAAGAUAUGUCAGUAAAUUUGCAUAUAUUAUCAGUAAUUUUAUGCCUAUGGACUUUUAUGCCAUAAGUAAUAAUCACAAUGAUGUAGCUAAUUAGUCUUAUUGAUUCUUGGUUGGUAUAAGGUCAAUUACUGAGGUCUGUACUGCAGCGUUCUCUCAGCACCAGAUGAGCUACAGAUACCCUGAUGUAGUUUAACAUAAAAAAAAUACAAAUGAGAGGAAUGUGAAAUAAGAAUUAAGAAUAAAAAUCUUGUUACUGUAUAAUUUCAGAUUCUGUACAUGUAAUCCAAAUUAUAUUUUUUUCCCUUUAAAUAUGCAUUGUGAGCAUAAUGCAGUGUGAGACCCAUAAUA